Messenger RNA from Ruditapes philippinarum (Manila clam), 3681 nucleotides. Its product is annotated as protein O-mannosyl-transferase TMTC3-like. Lineage: Eukaryota; Metazoa; Mollusca; Bivalvia; Venerida; Veneridae. The transcript is spliced from 20 exons. Gene Ontology annotation, biological process: protein O-linked glycosylation via mannose. Gene Ontology annotation, cellular component: endoplasmic reticulum. Gene Ontology annotation, molecular function: mannosyltransferase activity; protein binding. The coding region runs from base 52 to 2703 and encodes 883 amino acids. The record is from RefSeq and is a predicted model, not a curated record.
UGUGUAACUUUUAAUCUACAUUUUUACAGGUUACCGCUCAAUGAGUAAAGGAUGGCUCAAUCAGCAGAUUCAAGUCAUUUUUUCUUAUAUUCACUAAUACUAUGUGUAACAGUGGGUGUUUGUUACAUACCAGCCCUAGAUUGCGGUUUUGUGUUUGAUGACAUAUCAGCCAUUGUAGACAACAAAGAUCUCAGACCAAGAACACCUGUAUCAAACCUGUUCUUAAAUGAUUUUUGGGGAACACCGAUGUCAAUGGAAAGGAGUCACAAGUCCUAUCGACCAUUGUGUGUUCUGACAUUUAGAUUUAACUAUAUGUUGAGCGAACUGGAACCAAUGUCAUAUCAUCUACUCAAUAUUAUACUGCAUGCCAUAGUGUGUAUCAUGUAUAUGAAAAUGUGCAAUAUGUUUAUACCAGAGUUGCCUUCUUUUGUUGCUGCCAUGUUGUUUGCUGUUCAUCCAAUACACACUGAAGCUGUGACGGGAGUGGUUGGCAGGGCUGAAUCUCUUUCUUCUAUUUUCUUUAUAGCAGCACUCAUGUUCUACGCAAAAUGUACAAGUUAUCAUCGUGAUACUGCUUGGGGUCCACUAUUUACUACUGUUGGUUUGGUUACUAUAGCGAUGUUGUGUAAGGAGCAGGGUAUUACUGUUAUAGGAGUGUGUGUGGUUUAUGAACUCUUCGUUGCUCAAAGGGCAUUAUUUAAAGACUUGUGGGCAAUUUUGAUGCGUAUUUUACAAGGUGACACAAACAUACCCAAGUGGUUACAAGGGUCUAUAAUUAGAUCAGUAGUUCUUGUAGGUUCUACUCUAUUUCUGUUGAUAGCUAGAAUAAAAGUGAUGGGAGCUCAACUACCUGUAUUCACUAAGUUUGAUAAUCCAGCAUCUGUUUCAAACACUCCAUCCCGACAGUUAACCUACAACUACCUGCUGCCCAUAAAUUUUUGGCUCCUCCUCUUUCCGGCUGAUCUAUGCUGUGAUUGGACGAUGGGAACCAUUCCAGUUAUCAGCUCAAUUGUAGAUCCAAGAAAUCUUAUCACAGUGGCUUUCUAUGCAUGUUUUGGAAAAAUUGUUCAUUUUUCACUGAUGAAACAAGGGAAGUUAAACCGAGCAAUAAUCAUGUGCCUUGCAUUGAUGGUGAUGCCAUUUAUACCAGCAUCUAACCUGUUUUUCCCAGUGGGAUUUGUCGUAGCAGAACGUAUAUUAUACACACCUAGUAUGGGCUUUUGUAUGCUGAUUGCUGUAGGAUUUAACCAUAUCAUGCAGAAUAAAAAGGCCGUAAAGCCAAUACUGUGGUUUUUGAUGGGAUGUCUAGUAUUGUUCCAUGCUGGAAAAUGUUACAUGAGAAAUAUAGAUUGGACAUCAGAGUAUUCUGUAUUCCGAGCAGCCUUAAAAGUGAACCAGAAAAAUGCCAAAUUGUGGAAUAAUGUUGGACAUGCCUUGGAAAAUUUAGAUAGAUAUGAGGAAGCUCUAGAAUACUUCAAGAAAGCUGUUAGUGUACAACAGGAUGAUAUAGGUGCCCACAUGAAUGUAGGACGUACAUACAAGAGAUUAGAAAUGUUUGAUGAAGCUGAAGAGGCUUUCCUGAAUGCUAAGAAUCUCUUCCCACCUAUAAUACAAGGUAAAAGUUACACAGCUCGUGUUGCACCUAGUCACCUGAAUGUGUUCUUAAAUCUUGCCUCCCUAUAUUCACGAGAUUCUAGCAGGCUGGAGGAGGCGGCUUCCUUGUUAAAGACAGCUACAGAUAUGAGACCAGAUUAUAUACAAGGUUAUAUAAAUAGAGGAGAUAUUUAUAUGAAGAUGGGAAAACGAAAUGAUGCAUUAUUGAUGUAUGAAAUGGCACUGAAGUAUGAACCUCUUAACUCUGAUGCUCAUUAUAAUAUGGGUGUAGUAUAUAUGGAACUGGGACAAAGACCAGAGGCUUUUAAAUGUUUUGAGAAAGCUCUGCUGCAUGAUCCUGACCACUGGCAAUCCUUAUAUAACUCAGCUGUUAUGAUCCAAGAAGAGAAGAUGACAGAUAAAUGGCAGGUCGCUGUUGACAGAUUCCAGCAGUUGAUCAAGACACGAAAGAACGACUCCCGGGCGCCAUUUUCCCUCGCUAUGUUAGCCAUGGACAUGCAGGACUUUAUUGCAGCUGAAAAAUAUUUCAAAAUGUCCCUCGAGAGGGAGCCAACCUUUAAGAGUGCUAUAUUCAAUAUGGCGUUGAUGAUGACCAACAAUAUGGGAAAACCAAAGGAAGCUGUGCCAUAUGUUAGAAAACUCCUUGAGCUAUAUCCGGACCAUGUGAAGGGUUUAAUGCUGUUAGGAGAGCUAAAUGUCAAUGUUUUAAAGAACCUUGAUGAAGCUGAACAGUGUUUCACAAAAGUACUUGAACACGAACCGUCAAACAUAGAGGCCAUGCACAACUUAUGUGUAGUUUUUGUUGAGCGAGGCAUUCUGUACAAAGCUGAGAAAUGUCUCGCUGAGGUUCACAAACUCGCUCCCAAAGAAGAGUACAUUUUAAAACAUUUAAAUAUUGUGCGUGCAAAGAUCAAUGAAUAUUUAGAGAAAAAGAAGGCAGCCGAAGCACAAGGUCAGCCUGCAGGAACUGAAGGUCAACAAGGUCAAGCAGCUCAAGGCCAGCCAGGUCAAGGUCAACCAUCUCAGGAUAAAUCUCAAGGUCAAGCACAGGCAGGUAAAGAUCAAACUGGGAAGAAGGAUGGAGCGUAGUUUUGUAGGUUAGAUAUAGGUUAUGAUAAAUUAUGAUAAAAAAAGAUCUCUUAGAUUUGUUUUACAUUCCAUAUUUUAAUUCCAAUGUUGUUACCAUAACCCUUGCCGCUAGAAGUGUUAUGCCAUAAAAUAUUAUAAAGUACUAAGAUAUUCAAUAGUGUAAUACUGUUUAAAAAUUAAUGAUAGAAGGGCAUAAAAACACAAGAGAUAAAAGUUAUAUAAACUUUUUUUAGUUUUUAUAAAGGGGAGUAUACAGAAGUCACCCUAUGGCUGGAUGGCAUUCAUGUGAACUCUCCCACUUUUAGCGGGAGACUCCCACUUUCUGCAGCUAUAUUUUCAAAGAUUUUUCUUAAAACAAGAGGUAUUUUCACAAAUUAAAGAAAUCUCCCUCUUUUCCUUCCUUCUUUAUUUAUUGCAAAUUCUAAAAUCUCCCUCUUUUUGAAGAAAAUUCUCCCGCUUGAUCAUCGAAAAAAGUUCACAUGUAUGGGAUGGUCGGUUGGGUGCCAUUUUAUAAUUAUCUUCCAUUGUUUUAUAAUGAAAAUAAAUCUUGUUUAAAGCAUAUUAAGAGAACUUUGAAAUGGAUUUGGUUGGCAGCUUGAAAUCUACAAAAUAAAAUUGACUUCCAAAUUUUAUGCAUGUGUUAGAAAAUAUAAAAACUAUGAUUAUCUCCCUUUCUAUAACAAAACACUGUUAAUCACCUUCAGUAAUAGUCCUAGUUUAAAUUGUUUGUGUUUACUUAGAAAAAUAUAUAUGUAAAGUUGUUUUUUCUAUGUUUUAGUAAUUGAUGUAAGUUGAUUGUAUUGAUGGUAAAGCCAGUUAUAUUCAUUCACAGGUUUUAUUUUAUGAAAAUGUUAAUUGAGAAUCAUUUUGCAUAUUUUCGUUUUUUAUUUUUAGCUCACCUUAGUGCAAAAGGCUCACAUAUAUAUUAUGUCUUUUUCUAGUAAUUGAUGGCAGGUGAGCAAUGUAUAUCUCUUUCCC